AUGCGUUGUCUAUUCGCUCUUGUCUUCGGCGUGCUCUUGUGCCUUCUUCUGGCGCAGGAGAGCAGUGGUGCCAGCUCCACCACCAGCACUGAAUCGACUACCACCACCACCACCACCACCGCCUCCUCCUCGGACACUACAACCACCACCACGGCCUCCUCGGACACCACCACCACCACCACCUCCUCCUCCUCCUCCUCGUCCUCCACUUCUUCGUCCUCGUCCGCGGCGGCCAGGAGGCGCAGGCGUGCCCGCCGUCGUCGCCUGGCCCGCGAGCGCCGUCGUCGCCAGGAGCGGAGGCAGCGCCAGGAGAGAAGAAGGCGCCGCAUGGAGCAGCUGCUCCAGAGGCAGCGUCGCCUGAUUAACCAGCUUAGGGGAUAAGCCGGGCAGCCCCACAAAGAGGCGAAAAAAAGAAAUAAAUUCUUAAAUAGAGUUUAAUUCUUUAAAAUUAAUACCCGAUAUUGAUUUUAACGCUCCGGGCCAGGAUAGAUAUCUCAUCUCAACUUAAGCCAUUCACUUUAUGGCAAAAGAUUUUAAAUUUUUUGUUAAAAUAAAUAUAUUUCC
This is a messenger RNA of Drosophila ficusphila, 564 nucleotides long. RefSeq names its product protein new-glue 2. The record is from RefSeq and is a predicted model, not a curated record. Gene Ontology annotation, biological process: protein import into nucleus. NCBI's taxonomy places the organism in Eukaryota, Metazoa, Arthropoda, Insecta, Diptera, Drosophilidae. Gene Ontology annotation, molecular function: nuclear import signal receptor activity. The transcript has a single exon. The coding region runs from base 1 to 381 and encodes 126 amino acids.